Messenger RNA from Nicotiana attenuata, 760 nucleotides. RefSeq names its product 14 kDa proline-rich protein DC2.15-like. The record is from RefSeq and is a predicted model, not a curated record. Bases 168 to 542 code for a protein of 124 amino acids. The transcript has a single exon. NCBI's taxonomy places the organism in Eukaryota, Viridiplantae, Streptophyta, Magnoliopsida, Solanales, Solanaceae.
AUUCCUCACUAACACAUGCACUAAAUUGUUCUCUUAUCAUUCUUUUAAUCUCCCUCCUAAUACAUGCAGCCUAUAAAAUCCCAAGCAUAUUAUACAUUCUUCAUCAUCAGAGAGAGUUCAAUACAUUUCUCUAAACUAAUAUCUCUUUUGUUAGCAAAUCUUGCAAGAUGGCUAAGUCACUUGCUCUAUUUCUUGUAUUCAAUAUUCUUUUCUUCACUGUGGUCAGUGCAUGCUACACUUGCCCUAGCCCUAAACCAACACCAACCCCUUCUCCUUCUGAAGGAAAAUGCCCAACUGAUGCCUUAAAACUAGGUGUUUGUGCCAAUGUGCUUAAUGGUUUACUAAAUGUUACACUUGGAACUCCACCUGUAAAACCAUGCUGUAGCCUUCUUGGAAAUCUUGUGGAUUUAGAAGCUGCUGUUUGCCUUUGCACUGCCCUUAAGGCUAACAUUUUGGGAAUUAACCUUAAUAUCCCUAUUUCCCUUAGCUUACUUCUUAAUGUUUGCAGUAAGGACAUUCCAAAGGGCUUCACUUGUCCCUAGAUGGUCUUUUCAACUUUUUCUUUAAAAAUUGUUUUCUGAGUAUGCUUCUGGAUUUUCAUUUGUUUAGCAGUUUAAAGUAUUCAAUUUGUUUCCCAUUGAAUAAGGUUUAUGUUUUGUUUUGGAUUGUUCAUUGUUGGAAAGGACCGCUUGCGCUAUUUGUUUCAUUGUUUGUAUGUCCUGUUGAAUAAAAUAUUUCUAUAUUUAGUUCUUUUUAUGAA